Molecule: messenger RNA, 5125 nt
Organism: Salmo salar (Atlantic salmon)
Lineage: Eukaryota; Metazoa; Chordata; Actinopteri; Salmoniformes; Salmonidae
Product: sodium- and chloride-dependent GABA transporter 1
Biological process (GO): sodium ion transmembrane transport; nitrogen compound transport; neurotransmitter transport
Cellular component (GO): plasma membrane; axon; cell surface
Molecular function (GO): gamma-aminobutyric acid:sodium:chloride symporter activity
Source: RefSeq, a predicted model, not a curated record
UUCUCAAAACCACAGCGAUCUCAGUGGUGGAAAUGUUGGACACGGGGAGGGUCGACUUUCAGAUGACAUUGACGCUAUGUAGAUGAGAAACGGGGAUUUGUGCUCUGCGUAACAACCCUGGCCGCUGAAGAUAGAUGGUGUUACGAGGUGAAGCUGCUGCCUUUUCGUGGUGUUGUUUCCCCGCUCUGCUCUCCUCUCCUCUGCUUGGCUCUCUCCUUCAGCAUCACCAAGCUAACGGACAGCACCACUCACACCUUGUUCCUGCUUUCCUGCAAACUCACCUUUCCCAUCAGGAUCAUAGUUUAGUUCUGCUAAUCUAUCUCUAAAAAAUAUAUAUAUAUAUAUUCGAUUCGGUUAGAAGCUUCACGAACACAACUUUUAGAAGAACGCACGGAUACUAUACCAUGUCCCACAUUUCUGGCUGGCACAGCAGUUUGAUUGUUCGCUUUUAACUUCCUCGGUGUUCCCGCUCCUUCACAUCCAACGGUCCACCGGCUGGGUAACAAACCGUGAAGCUGCUGUCUACGUGGAUCGGUGGGGUUAAAAUCUUCCAACCGCCUGCCACCCUCGCCAGGAAAUCUAACAUUAAUCAGAGAGACAUGGCGACUAAUGGAACUAAAGCCUCGGAUGGACACGUUUUAACGGAGGUGAAUGCGGAGCCUAAUGACAAACCUAAAACCUUGGUCGUAAAAGUCCAGAAAAAAGAACUUCCCGAAAGAGAAAACUGGACUGGAAAAUUUGACUUUCUCCUGUCUUGCGUCGGUUACGCAAUUGGACUCGGAAAUGUCUGGAGAUUUCCUUAUCUAUGUGGGAAGAACGGAGGAGGGGCCUUCUUGAUUCCCUACUUUUUGACGCUCAUAUUUGCUGGUAUGCCCCUGUUUCUGCUCGAAACGUCCCUCGGUCAGUACACAUCGAUUGGAGGGCUUGGAGUGUGGAAACUGGCUCCCAUGUUUAAAGGUGUUGGCCUAGCCGCUGCAGUCCUUUCUUUCUGGCUAAAUAUUUAUUACAUUGUCAUCAUUUCCUGGGCUAUAUACUAUCUCUGGUCCUCCUUUACUUCUGAGCUACCAUGGCAAUCAUGUGGAAAUUCUUGGAAUACAGAGCGCUGUUACACAAACUACAGCAUCCCGAACGCUGUCAACCUCACCAGCGCCGUUCAGGAAUUCUGGGAACGUAACAUGCACCAAAUGACGGAUGGCCUGGAGAAGCCUGGGGAGAUCAGAGCGCCUCUAGCCAUCACGCUGGCCAUCGCUUGGGUCCUGGUUUAUUUCUGCAUCUGGAAAGGUGUCGCAUGGACCGGCAAGGUGGUGUACUUCUCAGCCACGUACCCCUACUUCAUGCUCUUCAUCCUCUUCUGCCGCGGCAUCACUCUCCCCGGAGCCAUCGAUGGAAUCCUCUUCUAUAUCACGCCCAACUUUGAAAAGCUCAAGGAAUCAGAGGUGUGGUUGGAUGCUGCCACUCAGAUCUUCUUCUCCUAUGGGCUGGGGCUGGGAUCACUGAUUGCUCUGGGAAGCUACAACCCAUUCAAUAAUAAUGUUUACAGAGAUUCUGUCAUUGUGUGCUGCAUCAACUCGUUCACCAGCAUGUUCGCUGGCCUAGUCAUCUUCUCCAUUGUGGGCUUCAUGGCCAACGUGACUAAGAGGCCUAUAAUAGAAGUAGCAGCCUCAGGUCCUGGCUUGGCGUUCUUGGCCUACCCCGAGGCAGUAACCCAGCUGCCUAUCUCUCCUCUCUGGGCGAUCCUCUUCUUCUCCAUGCUGCUCAUGCUGGGAAUCGACAGUCAGUUCUGUACGGUGGAGGGCUUCAUUACUGCGCUGGUGGAUGAGUUCCCCAGGGCUCUGAGAGGAAGAAGAGAACUCUUCAUCGCUGCCGUCUGCCUGGUCUCUUAUAUCAUUGGCCUGUCCAACAUCACACAGGGUGGGCUGUAUGUGUUCAAGCUGUUUGACUACUACUCUGCCAGCGGCAUGUGCCUGCUCUUCCUGGUCUUCUUCGAGUGCGUCUCCAUAUCCUGGUUCUACGGUGCCGAUAAGUUCCUUGCCAAUAUUGAGGAGAUGAUUGGCUUUAGGCCCUGCCUGUGGUGGAAGCUGUGUUGGGUCGUGUUCACUCCUCUCAUCGUGGCUGGUGUGUUCCUGUUCAGUGCUGUCCAGAUGGUUCCUCUCACUAUGAACAACUAUGUGUUCCCCGCCUGGGGCCAGGGAGUGGGCUGGUGCAUGGCCCUAUCCUCUAUGCUCCUGAUACCAGGAUACAUGGUCUACAUGUUCCUCAACCUCAAGGGGGAUUACAAAGAGCGUCUGCGGAUAAUGAUCCAACCCCCGAUGAUGGUGAAAGGAGAACGCCAGGAGAACGGCCCUGAGCAGACACCAGUAGCAGCGACCACUGAAGAAGCUUACAUCUAAACCCUGUUCUAUUCAGCCUGUCUCCGAGGCCAACUCUUUGCAGAAAACAACGUAAUCAAGGUGAAGCACAACCAAGGGUUUGCAUCCCAACAUGGAACCCUAUUCUAUAUAUAGUGCACUACUUUUGACCAGGGCCCAUAUGGACUACUACCCAAUAUAGGCCCUGGUUAAAAGUAGUGCACUACAUAGGGAAUAGGGUGCCAUUUGGGACGUAGUUAAGAACUUCCAUGUCUGAUAUCUAAUUACCUACCUCCAGGGGAAACGUGACCAACCUGAUUACAAUUUACUUUUCAUUUAUUUGAUUUUAUUAAUUUUUUUUUGUUCAUUUUUUUUGUUCAUUUGUUUGUCAACAGAAAUAAGAAAGUCAAACAGCUGUUAUUGUGAUAGUUUUGUAUUUCAUAUGCAAACAUGUUAGUCUUUCUAAGAUUGUUACCUAGAAAGUUACUAUAAAUUGAAUUAUAAUUUAAAUUUGGAGGCCCAAUGUGAUUCAACACUAACGUGCUAAUUCAAGAUAUUGACUUAAUUAAUCUAUUAAAAAAAUGAAGUUAUUGUAAAGAGAGCCGUAGCCAGGGUCUGAGUUUUAGUGUGUCCGGAAGGGGAGGGUGGUGGGUGGCUAUAAGGAAUAACUUCAGCUGUUAUCACAUUGGCUAUUGUAUCUUCAUUCACCUCAGUGGAUCUACAAACACAUAGCCUGUUAGCUAUACAAUUAGCCGCGACACAUUAACUCACAUUAACUCAGCACCGGGAUAAAAAAAUAUAUAAUUGAAUACGUACAGAGGUAUCUGACAGCAAAAAAAAACUAUUUUAUUAACAAAGGUCAACAAAUAAGUUCGCUUUACAGAAUAUAUAUUUUUUGCAGUUUUUACAGCUAAUUAAUAACCUGCAGUUCUACACAUUUUGCCAUGCGGUGGAGAGACAUUUUUACGGUUUUAGAGCUAAUUUCCUGCAAUUCUACACAUUUUGCCAUGCGGUGGAGAGACAUUUUUACGGUUUUAAAGCUAAUUUCCUGCAAUUCUACACAUUUUGUCAUGUUAAUAUGAUAUCUGAGCGAGUGAGCAAAUAAAAUAAAUUGGGGCCCCCUGGAGGUCAAGGCCCCUAGAGGUCAGGGCCCCUAGAGGUCAGGCCCACUGGAGGUCAAGGCCCGUGGAGCUCAGGCCCCCUGGAGCUCAGGCCCCCUGGAGGUCAAGGCCCCUGGAGGUCAGGGCCCCUGGGAAUGUGCCCUGCAUGCCCUGUCGGUAAUACAGCCAUGAUUACUACAAGUUUAGAUAACUGGUUAGACUAACUAGACGAAUUAACCAAUCUAAAAAUGGUUUAACUGAAUUGGGCUAUUUGACUAGCUAGGUUUCCAUCAAAUUGGCGACAGAUUUUCAUGCGAAUACUCUAGAAUCCACAUAAAGAAAAUAUGCACAUUUUCACACCAGUGGUGUAUUUCCACCAAAUGGACUUGUUACGGAUGAAAAAUCAGCACGUGAUAGAAUAGUGUACUUAAAAUGUACUUUUUUUUCGCUCAAGUUUUCAUGUGACGAAUAAACAAAAGAAAAACGAAUGUUUCCGUUGCAUUUUCAGCUCUACCAAUAGUUUUGUCACAAAAAAAAAAAAAUUGGCUGUGUUAAAUACAAAUACCAAACAGCCCACAGAUGCAGGUAGGCUAGUCUACAUAAUGAGAUUAUUAUGGAUGAGAGCGAGAAUAUUUUUAUUUGUCAAACAACAGUCCAGCAUCGAUCAUCAUGUCAACGGAAUAAGACCUUCCAUAUUUAUUGGAAAAGAGCAUCAAGACCAUCACCGUGCUCUUUUACCCCCCCAUGUGAAGUUCAUCAUCAUUUAUUUAAUAUUCAGCCUAAUGAACUGCAUGCUUUCCCGAGUCGUAGUGGGAGGACCAGACACCAUAUCAUCGUGUGACUCCAAAUUUACUUCAAUAUGAUGGUUAUUAUAUAAAUAUUUGUGCAUCAAAGUAAUUACCACCACCAUUUCUCACAAAAACACAUUUUUUUUUCUUUACAGACACAAAAAAACAUCCCACCAUGUCAAACGAAGAAAUUAUCUAUCGGCAUUUAUACAAAUUGUACUGAAACUUAAUGUUUCCAUCACAUCUGUCAUGAUUUUAUUUGUUAUUUUUUACAUGGUAAGGCUUUACUUGGAUGGAAGUAUGGUUAGUGACACAUAACAAGAGAGAAACUGCUCAUACACACCCAAGUAAAAAAAACGGACACUUUUGUGUAUUGAACUAUUCUAAUUCUCAACAGUAAUUUGAGACCCCAAAACAAAAGUAUAAAAAAAAUAAACUAAAUUAAACUAAUAAAAAUCUAAUUUGAAAUAAUUAAUUGAGGUUCGGACCUCAGUGUCCUCAUAUGUUCCUAUGGCACCUUAUUUUGUAAAAAGGAAAGAUAUACAUUAUAAUCCGUAUGAAAGAAAUACAGAAAAAAAAAAACAAUGUGUUAAAUUGGCAAAUUAAUUAAAUAUGAAAAUUGUAAUAGUGGAAUUGAAUAUUGACAAAUUAUAAACAAUGACCAUUAUGGGAAAGUGCCACCGGCAAGGCAAAUGUUCAUAUCUUUGUAUAAUAUUAUCACGUACAUGUAUAUUAACCUUUAAAAAGCACAAGGCCAGUAUGGAUCUCAAACCAUCUGGCAUGACAUGACUGAAGUACCUGUUACAAAAACAAAAAAAAAAACACAGAUUACCGUUACGUAUACGAGAGACUGUUAUAAUUGUAUCUUUGUUUUCUAAAGAACAAUAAC